CAAAUUCAAAAACAGUGCGUACGACAGACUUACCUGGCAACUUCGACGGCUAAUUUCGAGAUUUUACUUAUCGACAUAUUCGCGCGAAGUUUAUAAUACUCUAACUUUGUAUAAUUGGGCUUAAAAGAAGUCUUAGUUAAAAAUCACUCGACAUCCAUCAUCGUCGUGGCCAUUACUCGCGACCGACUCCUUUUUUCUGCCGUCAGCUUUUUGAGGUUAAGUCGUGUUGUUUUGGUGCGCACUGCGCGCGCGCGCGGCUAGAGAUUUUUUCUGGCCUUGGAUAGACGGAGAAAAAGCUCUAGGGAGCGUUGCACUAUACUAGGGAUCUUUGUCAGCCGGCCAAAGUUCAAUGUCUGCAGUACGUACUGCCCACGUGAUGAUGAUACUUAUAAAUUAUACACGAACACGAGAUAUAAGUCGUUCGGUCUGGAGUCUCAGUUGAGCUACAGAAGCGAGUCCGAGAAGAGCUGAGAGAUACCUGCGAACGCAGUCGUUCUAGAACUUUCGCACAAACUUUGCCAAAAUGCUGAAGGGAGUCGUAACCUUGGUCACUGGAGGAGCCUCUGGACUGGGUAGGGGAACCGUGGAGAGAUUUAUCAAGCAAGGAGGAAAAGUUGUUAUCGGAGACCUUCCCAGUUCGAAGGGAAAUGAUCUUGCAAAGGAACUUGGUGACUCAGCAGUUUUUGUGCCCCUUGAUGUCACCUCAGAGAAGGACGUCCAGCUCGCCGUGUCCACGGCCAAGGAAAAGUUCGGCCGUCUGGACGUGUUGGUGAAUGCAGCUGGUAUCGCGGUUGCACACAAGACCUUUAACUCCAACAAGAUGAUGGCUCACUCACUCGAGGAUUUCGAGAGGGUGCUCAAGGUCAACACGCUCGGCACCUUCAACGCUAUCCGUCUGUCGGCCGGUGCGAUGGUGGAGAAUGAGCCGAACGUUGAUGGCCAGCGCGGUGUCAUCAUCAAUACCGCCAGUGUGGCCGCUUUCGACGGUCAGAUCGGUCAGGCGGCUUACUCCGCCAGCAAGGGUGCCGUCGUCGGCAUGACUCUGCCCAUCGCUCGUGAUUUGUCUCGCGACGGAAUUCGUGUGGUGACAAUCGCGCCAGGUCUGUUCGACACGCCGAUGCUGGCCUCGCUGCCCGAGAAGGUACGCAACUUUUUGGCAAAAAGCAUCCCGUUCCCUCAGCGACUAGGCAAGGCCGAGGAGUAUGCCCAGCUCGCCCAGAGCAUCGUCGAGAACCCGCUGCUCAACGGCGAGACCAUAAGACUGGAUGGAGCUCUACGCAUGCAGCCUUAGAGCAUUUAACUCGCUUUUCUUUUCAAUCAAGGGUAUUAAAGUCGAUGCACUAGUGUAGAUGACAUUUUUGCCGUUUGAAUUUUUCAACGUUUUUUUUUUCUAUAAGAGGUGGCAUGUACAUAACGUGGAAUCGAUUGUUAAUGGAUUUUUUUAAUGAUUUUUUUUUAUAUAAAUACUCGGUGGGCUUGUGAAGCUGCCGUAUUUUUUUAACUUUUACGUUUAAUACAAGAAGGGAUAGAAAAGUCACAAAUAUAAUAAAAAACAAAAUAAGAUGGAACAACAACGUAAAGUCUUACGCCCACAGUGCAAUGUCGUUGAAUGAAUAAAUAAACAGAUAUUUUUGUACACGCAA
Messenger RNA from Nasonia vitripennis (jewel wasp), 1643 nucleotides. RefSeq names its product 3-hydroxyacyl-CoA dehydrogenase type-2 (gene scu). Gene Ontology annotation, cellular component: mitochondrion. The transcript has 4 exons. Gene Ontology annotation, biological process: androgen metabolic process; fatty acid metabolic process; estrogen metabolic process. The coding region runs from base 524 to 1291 and encodes 255 amino acids. Gene Ontology annotation, molecular function: estradiol 17-beta-dehydrogenase [NAD(P)+] activity. The record is from RefSeq and is a predicted model, not a curated record. NCBI's taxonomy places the organism in Eukaryota, Metazoa, Arthropoda, Insecta, Hymenoptera, Pteromalidae.